Messenger RNA from Saprolegnia parasitica CBS 223.65, 922 nucleotides. RefSeq lists its product as hypothetical. Gene Ontology annotation, molecular function: magnesium ion binding; catalytic activity. The transcript has 6 exons. Gene Ontology annotation, biological process: oxaloacetate metabolic process. The record is from RefSeq and is a predicted model, not a curated record. Bases 47 to 922 code for a protein of 291 amino acids. Lineage: Eukaryota; Oomycota; Saprolegniomycetes; Saprolegniales; Saprolegniaceae.
GAAGAUCUCUAUCGCAUCGAUAUCUUAUUGAGUCGUUCUACGCAUCAUGGCUCGCCUCGGUCGGCUCACGCGCAGUGUGCUUUUCGUGCCUGGCAUUAAUACCGCCCUCUUGCGCGACCUGCCGCGUCUCGCGUGCGAUGCGGCGAUGCUCGACCUCGAAGACGCCGUAGCCCCCGCCAAGAAGCUCGACGCACGCGCCCUCGUCGCCGACGCGAUCACUGGCAGCCUCGGCCUCAACACGGAGAUCGCAGUGCGUAUCAACCCACUCGCGAGUGCGUGGGGCGCCGCCGACCUCGCCCGCGCCGUCGCUGCGGGCGCGGAUGCCAUCGUCGUGCCUAAGGUCGACUCGGCGGCGAUCCUGUCCGAGGUCGCGGCUGCCAUGGACGAUCACGGCGCGCCGCCAAGCAUGCGGAUCUGGGCCAUGAUCGAGACGCCACGCGGUGUCCUCAACGUUGAUUCCAUUGCGACCUCGCACUCGCGCCUAAGUACCCUCGUUGCUGGCACGUCCGACUUGAGCAAGGAGCUCCGCAUCGAGCUGACACCGUGCCGCCACGCUCUCGUGCCGAGCCUCGCGAUGAUCGUGCUCGCAGCGCGCGCAAACGACUUGGCCGCGAUCGACGGCGUCCAUUUCGACGUCACCCAAACCGCCGCAUUCGACGCGCAGCUGCGCCACGGGGUCGAGAUGGGUUUUGACGGCAAGACGCUCCUGCAUGCGUCGACCAUUGACAAGGCGAAUGCGGCCUUCUCGCCGACGCAGGCGCAGCUGCAGUACGCGAGAGAUGUCGUCGCGGCCCACAAGGAGGCCAUGGACACAAGCGCUGGCAUCGUCGUCCUCAACGGGAAGCUCAUCGAGCAAGUGUAUGUCAAGGCGGCGCACGAUAUUUUGGCCAAGCACGAAGCCAUCCGAGCCAAGACUCACUAA